Messenger RNA from Phymastichus coffea, 2362 nucleotides. RefSeq names its product nose resistant to fluoxetine protein 6-like. NCBI's taxonomy places the organism in Eukaryota, Metazoa, Arthropoda, Insecta, Hymenoptera, Eulophidae. The transcript has 10 exons. The coding region runs from base 1 to 2076 and encodes 691 amino acids. The record is from RefSeq and is a predicted model, not a curated record. Gene Ontology annotation, molecular function: acyltransferase activity, transferring groups other than amino-acyl groups.
AUGUACCGACGCGUCGAAUUCGUCGCUUUUAGCGUUGCGCUGCUGGUGUUAUUCACUGGUCGCAGUGCGAACGCCAAAUACAAAAAUUAUGCUCCGGUUCUGGAGAAUCCGGACUACGGAUCUACGUGGAGCUUACUUGCCCCGGAUAGGAUGUUAACAAAUAACGGCGACAGCUUCCCUAUUUAUGCAGAUAGUAGUGAAGACUGGGAAAAAUCUACCUGCCGUCGCGAUUUACUCACCUUGGCAGAGGCGGUCGCACGUCGUGAAGUUUGGGCGCUUACGAUGUUGGAUGCUUCGUCGAAGCUGCAAUCGGGUCUGCUGCAAGGCAAUCUCGUCGAUCUUGGCCAAUACGACGAGUGCUCGGCUGUCCACUCAUCGAAUAACGGCAUCCGUGGACGUCACUGCAUGUAUUCGAUUAGCGCGACUCAGGGCAACUCUACGAUACCAAUAAACCCAACGCUGUCGAUCUGCCUUCCUGCAACGUGCUCAGCCGACAACAUAAUUGCGUUCUUCAACACGACCAUCUCGUGGAUCAACGAGAUAACGGAUCUCAAGCGCGAGAUCGCCUCGGCCACGUGCUCGGCUGUCGACACGGUUGUGUGGGACCCAGAAUUCAACGUCUGCCUGGCUAUUCUGGUGGGAUUCCUAACUUUUCUGACCGCUUGUACGGCAAUAGAGCUGACCCAGAAGAACUUGGUCGCUGGCGAGCGAAGGCAUCCCUUGAUCGGUGCUCUAGCCGCGUUUUCAUUGAAAAAGAGCGCUGCGUCAAUUCUCGAUAUGGACGUAAAGAAUGGAACGCUACCUGCUCUACACGGGAUACGCGUUCUCAGUAUGGCUUGGAUCGUUCUCGGCCACGAAUAUGUGCUCUCGAUUGGGGCCGCCAAUGUUAAUGCACUCGAUAUAUUGAAAUGGGUUCAAUCCUGGAAUUCCUUAUACAUUUUCAUCGCUCCGUUCGCCGUCGAUACCUUUUUCGCAAUGAGCGGUUUCUUGAUGACUUAUUUAUUCUUCAAGGAAAUGCCAAAGAAAAAGAGAUUUAACGUUCCAAUGUACUAUUUGCAUCGAUACGUUAGGUUGACUCCCCCUGUGAUAGCUUUGGUAGUUUUUGCAAUAGUAUUUGUGCCAAAACUUGGGUCGGGAGCUCAAUGGGACGCAACGCUGAACUUCAUUUUGGGCAGUUGUCGAACUAAAUGGUGGCCUCAGCUGGUGUAUUUGCAGAAUUUCGUAGAGAAGGAUAAAAUGUGCUUGGCACACUUGUGGUACUUGGCCGUGGACAUGCAACUCUUUUGGGUAUCGCCGCUGAUAUUAUAUCCUCUCUACAGAGCACCAAAGUUCGGUUUGAUAUUACUUUCUGCGCUGUUUUUUGCUUCUCUGGUGAUUCCGGCGACGGUUAUUGGUAUCAAGAAGCUACCCAUCGUUUCAUUUACCCACUCUCUUAAUACGACUAUCGUGAUGGAAAUUUUUCAUGAUAUUUAUGAAAUCCCUUACCAUCGAGCAACAGCAUGGUUAGUUGGCAUUUUCUGGGGUUAUGAAGUAGCAAUACACGACCGCCAACUUAAUAGAUGGAACGUCGUUGCCGGCUGGUUGACGGCGAUUGUAUCGUUUGCUUUCUGCGCGUUUGGCACGAGAUCUUUUAUGGAUCCUCAUUACGAAUACAACGCAGCAUGGGAAACUUUCUUCUCAGUAGUAAGUCGGCCACUCUGGGCCUUUGGAGUUUGCUGGAUUAUUUAUGCCAGUACAAAAAAUUGCGCAGGGCCUCUGUCAAGUCUUCUGUCAUUCAGAAUAUUCCUACCUCUUAGCAGGCUUUCAUAUUGUAUUUAUUUAGUUCAUUUUGUAUUACAAACAGUGCACGUUGCUUCGCUGAGGACGUCUUUGUAUUUUUCAGCUUAUUAUAUAUGGCGCUCUUUUUUCAGUACGCUAGUGAUUUCUAUUGUGAUUGCUUUUUUGUUCAGUCUGUUAUUCGAAUCGCCAAUAAUAGUUUUGGAAAAAAUGCUAAAACAAAGAUACCGGAAAUCUCGAUUUGAGUCACAAAGAGAACUGAUACCUAACGAUGAGGAAGAUUUAAAAGCUGAAAAAUAAAGACUGAACUUUCGAACCUCGAUAUGACUGUUUUUAAACUUCAUCUUAAUAUUAAGUUAUUUUACGUUGAACUAAAAACCUAGAAAAAUCUAGAUAAUACUGUAAUUAAGAAAUUAAAAAAUGAAAAUUAUUUUUAAAAUGUUAUAUGGAUAAUUGAUUAAUAUCUGCAAUUUGAAUUGCAAUUUCGUACUUCUAUGUCUGAUAGACAAACGUGUGUUAAAUAUAUUUUAUUAGUGUAAUUUUUAUGUUGAAACUACUAUUUCAAAUUUUGAGACUUGAUAUUUAA